UUGGUGACGUAAGACUACUUACGCAAAACCUUGGAGGUCGGUGACGCAGCUGUACUGUCUGCUCUUUCUGUCUCAAGAUCUCCAUUGACAAAGGGCCAAGUGUCAGGACCAGUCUCUCCUACAUUGCAGUCUGACACAGUGUGAUCAUCCAGCCCCGCUCCAGCAAGAAUGAGUGGUCCUGGGGACAUCAGCUGAACUGACUAGGGGAAGUUGGACAUCUUAAUAUCAGCAAGGAUGACUGAUACGACUGUUACCAUGGCGGACAUCCUCACCAGUCUGAUCCGUCUGUCAGAGAAAGCUGCUCACCUGGCUAGAACCAUCCGCUCUGAGCAUGCUCUGUUUGAGCUUCUGGUGGAGGAAAAGACGGGAACAGCCAAGAACAAACGUUUCCAACAGGACUUUAAAACCCUGGCAGAUGUUUUGAUACAGGAGAUGGUGAAACAUAACCUCGGCAAACAGUUCCCUUCCAUCAUUGGCCACAUCCAUGGUGAAGAGGACAACACCUUCACCAACCAGCUGGGAGAGACCAUCACAGUGGAGGUGCAGCCCUCCCUGCAGCAGACUUCAGACCUGCUCUGUACUGUACUGGAUGGGAAUCAACAUGCUGCGAUGCUAUUGGCUGAGGCAGUGCACUGGGAGGUUACCAUGGAGACAGACCAGAGAUUGACAGCUGCAGCAAAUGACAUCCCUGUGGAGUCAUUAGGAAUAUGGAUUGACCCUAUUGACUCUACAGCAGAGUACAUCCGUGGUGCGGAGGAUGAGACAGCGACAGACGGUGUGUUUCACCGCGGCCUGCAGUGCUGCACCGUUCUCAUUGGUGCUUUUGAUCGGCAAUCAGGGCUGCCUGUGAUGGGAGUCGUCAAUCAACCAUUUGCCUAUAAGGACCAAGAAACUCUGAGGUGGAGGAGCAGACACCUGUGGGGCGUGUGCUACAACGGGUAUCACUGCCACUCUCUCAUGGAUGCUGACUCCACUGUUACCAUGACAACAGAACAGCCCAACCAAUCAGAGGCAGACAGGGUUGCCGUGACAACAGAACAGUCCCACCAAUCAGAGUCGGGCAGGGUUCCUUCAGUGGUGCUGAGUGAGAGUGAGUCAGAUGACAUUAAGUCUCUCCUCAGUAAGGCUGGGUACAGACUAUGUUAUGCUAAUGGUGCAGGGUACAAAAUGCUGUGUGUGAUAGACAAUUUAGUGGACGCCUAUGUGCUGACUAAAUCAUCCACAUACAAAUGGGACACAUGUGGGCCUCAUGCCAUCCUCAGGGCACUAGGCGGGGGCAUGGUGGACCUGGAGGCAACAGUAAAGUUGUUUAAACCAGAGACUGGAGAAGUGGACUUAAAACAGUUGCAAAUUAAAUACAACCAACCAGAUUCAGGUACGACAACAUGGGGGAACAUGGGAGGGUUGUUAGCGUACAGGUCACCAGGCCAUGCUCUUAAUGUACCAAAAGCCCUUUGUUCAUUACAUUAGAUUAGGGCAUUGCAGUACAUGUAAAAGCUGGACUGAAAUACAUAUUUACAUUAUCCUGAAAUCACAGUCAAUGAAAAGAGUACAAUGUACAUGCAUGCCUUUGUGUAGUCACCUAGUCUGUUCUAGUUUGGAAUUCUUUGUCAACUAGUCUAAAAAGUAAUUUCUGUGACACUUUAAUGCCAGGAAGGAAAGUUAUUAAUGGAGAUUUUACAAUAUUUUAGUUUUUCAUUUGCAGAAAUUUUUAAGCUGUUUAUUUUAGACAUACAAUAUUGUCGACUGUUUUAAGUGAAUUAUGGAUUUUUGAAGCAUUGUCCCACAAAAGUAAAGGGUCCAGAUAAACUGUAAAUGGGACCAAUGAUGUUGGAUGAUACAAUUGCCAGAUACUUAAUUUAGUACCAUAAUUGCUAUGUUAACCCAAGACUAUGAAUAACUAGUUAAAAUUGACAAACACUGUUUAACGUUGCUCCUUACAUGGGAUGUACCUUGAACUGAAAGCAGGCUAAAAGUUUCCUCAAUGUCAUCAUACUCUGUAUGUUGUUGAUGGGCAUUAUGGCAUUACCAGACUGGUUGGAAGCCUUCGUAGCAGGCCUUUCCAGGACUUAUAGUUAUAAACUUUCUAAAAUGUGCAUUUUUCUGAAGGCAUAUGAGUUUUGAGUAUUCUCAGGUUCUUGUAGGCAGUUCAGAAG
This is a messenger RNA of Branchiostoma belcheri (Belcher's lancelet), 2156 nucleotides long. RefSeq names its product inositol polyphosphate 1-phosphatase-like. Bases 235 to 1470 code for a protein of 411 amino acids. Gene Ontology annotation, molecular function: inositol-1,4-bisphosphate 1-phosphatase activity. The record is from RefSeq and is a predicted model, not a curated record. NCBI's taxonomy places the organism in Eukaryota, Metazoa, Chordata, Leptocardii, Amphioxiformes, Branchiostomatidae. Gene Ontology annotation, biological process: phosphatidylinositol phosphate biosynthetic process. The transcript has 6 exons.